AUUGACAAUCCAUCUCUAGCCAGCAUUUUUCGAAUCCAAGGAUACAAAAGGCAGCUCCCUCUUCGCAGGGGUCCACGUCUUCUGCACACUAUUGUCUUGUCUUCUACACAUUUCACCUCUCAUUUACUUCACUUUUUCACCCAAAUACACAAACGGCGGGAAACCGAGAGAAAAAGAAAGAAAAAAAGAAAAUCGAAGAGAAAAUGAAGGAAAGAACGAAAGGAAUGGAAAGAUCUGUAGACGAAAGAUACACUCAAUGGAAGUCUUUAGUUCCUGUCCUCUACGAUUGGCUUGCCAAUCACAACCUCGUUUGGCCUUCCCUCUCUUGCCGAUGGGGUCCACAACUUGAUCAAGCUACCUACAAGAAUCGUCAGCGUCUUUACCUUUCUGAACAGACUGAUGGCAGUGUUCCAAAUACACUUGUAAUAGCAAACUGUGAGAUUGUUAAACCUAGGGUUGCUGCUGCAGAGCACAUAGCCCAGUUCAAUGAAGAAGCACGCUCUCCCUUUGUGAAGAAGUAUAAAACAAUUAUUCAUCCUGGCGAGGUGAACAGAAUCAGGGAACUCCCACAAAACAGUAAAAUAGUAGCCACACACACUGACAGUCCUGAUGUACUCAUUUGGGAUGUUGAGGCUCAACCCAACCGUCAUGCUGUCCUGGGAGCUACAGAGUCUCGUCCUGAUCUGAUAUUGACUGGGCACCAAGAUAAUGCUGAAUUUGCUCUUGCUAUGAGUCCAACUCAGCCAUUUGUGCUUUCUGGAGGUAAGGACAAGUCAGUUGUUUUAUGGAGUAUUCAAGAUUAUGUCUCAACUUUGGCGGCGGAACCAGCUUCUACAAAAUCUCCAGGAUCUGCUGGUGCCAAUACUAAAAGCUCAUCUAAGGGUGGUGGGAGUACUGAUAAACCUACAGAGAGCCGCUCUAUUGGACCGCGGGGUAUCUUCCUAGGGCAUGAGGACACUGUUGAAGAUGUUCAGUUCUGCCCAUCAAGUGCACAGGAGUUCUGCAGUGUAGGUGAUGAUUCUUGCCUUGUACUAUGGGAUGCCAGAACUGGUUCUACUCCGGCUUUGAAGGUUGAAAAAGCUCAUAAUGCUGAUAUUCAUUGUGUUGACUGGAACCUUCAUGAUGUAAAUCUCAUUCUGACAGGGUCUGCUGAUAACACAAUUCACAUGUUUGACCGUCGAAACAUCGUGUCUGGUGGAGUUGGGACUCCUGUUCAUGUAUUUGAGGGUCACAGUGCUGCUGUCCUUUGUGUGCAGUGGUCACCAGACAAGUCAUCCAUCUUUGGCAGUUCAGCAGAGGAUGGAAUUUUAAACAUCUGGGAUUAUGAGAAGAUUGGUAAAAAGCAAGACUCUACUGGAUCAAGAGCGCCAAAUUCUCCACCAGGCUUAUUCUUCCGACAUGCUGGGCAUAGGGACAAGGUUGUCGACUUCAACUGGAAUGCAUCUGAUCCAUGGACAAUCGUCAGUGUGUCUGAUGAUUGUGAGAGUACUGGAGGAGGUGGCACACUUCAGAUAUGGCGGAUGAUUGAUCUGAUCUACCGGCCGGAGGAUGAGGUUUUGGCGGAGCUGGACACGUUCAAAUCUCACAUUCUCAGUUGUGAAAAAAAUUAAGUUGGCCAUCACUUAAAAGUUCACUGGACGUUUCGUUGUAUGUUGUGCUAAUGCUCAACCUUUAGAUUCUAGACACUCGCAAUUAGAAAGUUCAUAUUUUGUGGGGGUUUGAAUGUUUUAAUUAGAUUUAGAAGGGUCAAUUAAGUAUUUAUAUUAAGGUAUGUUUGUUCAAGGUUUACAAAUUGAGAAACCAAAAAGUGGGAAAUUAAAUGACUGUUUUUCUUUUUUUUUUUCAAAAGAGUAAUGUUAUAUAUACAUAUUUUUAAUACAUAAUUUAGGUAUACAGAUGAUUUGUUAU
Molecule: messenger RNA, 1908 nt
Organism: Mangifera indica (mango)
Lineage: Eukaryota; Viridiplantae; Streptophyta; Magnoliopsida; Sapindales; Anacardiaceae
Product: WD-40 repeat-containing protein MSI4-like
Exons: 15
Coding region: 204-1610 (468 amino acids)
Biological process (GO): regulation of gene expression
Cellular component (GO): nucleus
Molecular function (GO): histone binding
Source: RefSeq, a predicted model, not a curated record